Messenger RNA from Xiphophorus maculatus (southern platyfish), 2996 nucleotides. It is a transcript of the gene wbp1la, whose product is annotated as WW domain binding protein 1 like. Bases 241 to 1029 code for a protein of 262 amino acids. The transcript has 4 exons. The record is from RefSeq and is a predicted model, not a curated record. Lineage: Eukaryota; Metazoa; Chordata; Actinopteri; Cyprinodontiformes; Poeciliidae.
UGUUUUUUUUAAAACAUGCCCAGGGGCUUUGUGAGGUCAGGAGCUUGGAAGUGGAGUCAGAGUGAAACAAAAAGAACCAGUCCCUUUAAAUAAACACCGAGAACAAUGUGAACGACGAACUGUGCUUCAUUUACACCGAACCCGACGUAGUUUGACAUACUUUGUGUUAGUCUGUGUUAAUAUGUGACAGCGAGCUUCAGUGAAGUUAUUUAAAACGACUAAAGGCAGGUGAAUUUAAUCAUGUCUUCGCCUAAGUUUAACGCUGGACUUGGAAGUUCUGCUCCGUCAGCUAAUGUCGAGGCCGGACUCGUUUGCAAGGGAGUGAACAACCAGAGCUACAUCUGUGAAUCUGGCCACUGCUGUGGACAAGCAGAGUGCUGCAGUAACAUCUAUGAAUUGUGGUGGUUCUGGCUUGUAUGGGCUGUAAUUAUUAUCCUGACAGGCUUUUGCGUGUGGCAACACUGGCGGGCCAAGCAGCGUUUCCAGCAGCAGCGCCGGCAGAACGAGAUCAACCUGAUUGCCUACAGGGAGGUUCACAACAACUCUCAGCUACCCCUCUAUCUUCGACUUUUGCCCAUUUACCUGCUACCAGCCUAUGAAGAGACAGUCACCCGACCAGCAACCCCUCCUCCUCCGUACACACCCCUCCAGUUGGUACCACCGUCCUGUGACCCUCCUGAGGAAGUCUAUCGCCCCCACUCGGCCGUCUCCAUUCCAUGUGACGCUAAUGUAGCGCUUAGUGGGACUCCAGAGACGACGCAGUUCUAUUCCAGCAGUACCAACGGCCCUAACAAGGACUCGACAGCAGGCCGGUACCGGCGCUUCACUGGGGAUUCUGGGAUUGAAGUGUGUGAAGGCCAGGAGCAUCCAUGGGAUCAGCAUGAGUUUUUUGACAGAGAAGAAACGUUAGAAGAGGAGGGCUUGAGGGGAAAGGAUGAGCCAGACGACUGUACUGAUCCCCAGACUGCUGAAUGGGGUCUUGCUGGUGGACCUGCAGCUGAUGACACCCAAACAAAGUCUCCUGGGUGACGAAGUCUGUCUUGUAUUUUUGGAAUGUUGCACCUUUUGUACUAAGACGUUGGCUCUUUCUGCAGACCUAUUUAUUCAGGCUGUGGGAAUUUGGUUCAUAACCUAAUAGUCUGAUCGCUUGAUUUGUACAUGAAUACUUGAAAAUGGUCACUUUUUAGUCUUAAUCCACAGGACUAUGUGGAUUAUGAACAGAAUGGGCCUUAAAAAGGAUAAGGGUUGGUGUAGAACACCAGGUAAUAAUCCAGUUAGAAGGGAAAAGAAAUGCAGCUGUACAUUAUAGACCAGCUGUAAGCUGAUGUGAAGUUAAAGUGUUCCACGGUGGGAUUCUGUUUAGGGAUUCAGUACGGUUGUUUGAAAGCACUGAGCAGCCUCAACCUGCUGAGUUAGCUACAUGAUGCACCCAUCUGAGAUUCCUCACUACAUUACCAAAGAGAAUGUCAAAGUGUGUGGGGUGACAUAUUUUACCUUCAUUGAGGGGGACAUGGAUCAUGUAGCAUUAGAUUUUCCAGGAUGCAUGAAACAACUAAAACAUUUUUUUUUCUCCAACACAAUCUGAGCCUCACCUUAUUAUGUGCUGUUUUAAGCUGAUUAUUGUCUACCUGCUUCAGGAGAAGCACUGAAACUCAGUAUGAACAGGGCCAAAAUAAUGAGUCUUUUCAUGUGUACUGUAUUUCAGAUUUGAUCUCAACCAUAUUUUUUUUUAAUAAAUGUAUUUUUUAUUAUUUUAAAUGUGUUGCUAAAACAAUGGCUACACGUCCUCUCCGUGUCUACUUUGUGCUGAAUUUCUGCAACUGGUUGUAUGAAUAUUAACAAUUUGCAAUAAGUGGAAAUACCUCCACUUAUUGCAAAUAACUACCAUGGAGUAAAGUUACCACUGACCACAAAGUUUUAACAGAAGAUUCUUUUUUUCUUCAUGCAAACCCAAAACACUCAAUCAGAGGGAGGUUUGUUCUGUUUGGUUCCUGUGCUAGUUUAGUAGUUGCUGUCUCUGAACUGGGCUCUAUCAUCAAGGUGUAUUCAGGUUUUAAAAAGCUACACUUUCAAAACCAUUAAAAUGUUCCGUCAUAGCUAGCCUGCCUGAAAACCAGGCCCUUGUUCUACGCUUUGCUUCGUCCAGAGGAUCUGGCCUGUUGGCCAUUGAGAAGCGAUUGCUUCCUGGAGGCGUGACCUCUGUUGAAGCUUUAAAUGUUAGCCAAUUGCUAACUUUUCCUGUGACUCGUGUUGCGGCAGUACUAUGAAGUUGCCUACUGUAAGUUGCCUGCACUGUAAAUUGUUAUCCUUCACUGCGAAGAUUGAAGUGCCAAUACAAACCUGAUGGCGGUUGAUGUUAAUUUAAUGUUUUUGGAAGAGUGACCGACACGGACUGAACGACUUCCUUCACUUUCUCUGUAGCCAUUGCUAAAACUACAGGGAGACUGCACUUCUAAAAUGGUGCAGAAAUUCAACUUCAUCGUUCAGAACUUCUUCUGAUUUCUGAUUGGCCCGGUUGAAACUCUACUGGAGGAAUCCAAGCAAAUGGGGCAGGGGAGAAGCCCAGACUGGGCUGUGAAAUGCAGGAUUUCCCCCCAGAAAACUUGCUAAGCCCGAUGGACUGGGUGUCAAGGCCGUCUACCGGGGUUGUAUUAAAAGAUGUUAAGUUGACAGAAAAUGUAAAAAUAUUACUGGCUAACGGGAAGACAUUGCUAGAGAAAUGCCAUUUAAACCCACAACUAUAGAAUCUUAAAAGCAACAAAACAAACCAACAAAAAAGUGCAAUUAAAAUGAAUAUUUGCACUUCUGUUUAACCCAAAUUAAGUCAGCAGCUCCAGAAGCCGCCAGAAGCCUUUGGGGCCCAUAAAGCCUAACAUUUUAUCAAAGGCCACGGGUAUAUAAAUGUAACUUAGUUAAUUGAGAUGAUCAAUGCUGUGAAAUUUGUUUUAAUGGUUUCAGCAUACAUGAAUUAAAAGAUUUUAAAUUGUUCAACAUUU